CUAAACAGAAUUCCAAAAUACUACACCAUCAAGGAAAUUGCCACCUGCUCUUAAGUGGCAAUAAAAGGCAAAUAGGGCCGGUCAUCCGUGAACAGCACCAUGCUCCUUAGUUAUCGCGCCUCGGUAGCUCAUGCUUGGCUAGGUUACAAGUCGAGGCUUAACAUAAUUAGUAGUCCCGCUUUACGACCAGUCCGAAGCCUUGCCGGUGAUGGCAACACCUCGGGUUCGGACGACAUCUACGAGCUCGCGCGGAUGCUCAGCCAGCAGGCUGCUAAGUUCCGUAAAUCCAUCGAUGACGAAGAAAUAAGCAAGAGCUACGACGGCUUUGACGAUGCGACAAGAAGUGGCACGUUCGGUCUGCAGCAACUGGGGGAGCGCGUGUUUCGGGAGGUUGGUCCGGGCUCCUUUGACUCGGCCGAUUUCACGGAGCUGGAUAAGUACAAGGUCAUGCGGGACCGCGUAAUGGCAGUCUUCCUGCCCCGCCAGCCCAUGCAGCAGGCAGUGACCGUGCUACUCAAGGAGUAUCUUCCGGUGGCCCGCGCAAUGGCCCUCAACGAGCUGCUCAUCCUGUCCAAACUCUUCAAUCGGCCUGAGGACCUGUACGAGGCCGCCAUAGCCCCCCUCCGCCGUCGUCCCCGCGUGGUGCCACUGCUGGGGUAUUUUGUUUCGCCACCCUCGGCGCCCAAGGAAGCCGCGUCGGUAUCCCUGGACUCCGCGGCGGCCAGCGUGUGGCUCGUGUAUCGGUAUGAGAAACUGAUGCCCCUCUACAUGUACCUGGGAUUUGUACAACCGCCGGAGGGAGCAACGUCGUAUUUCAGGCGGACCGAGGUGGCCGAGGCAGAGGCCUGGCGUGCUCGUUACUACUGGCUGCGAGUACUGUCUCGCGCUCUGCUGGAUGCCGUGUCGGACUUCCAUGACGCGGGAGUGACCCACGGGUCGAUCUCUAGCCGCACCGUGCUUCUGAGCUCCACUCGCGAUGCGAACGCGGAUGCGUUAGUUGUCAAACUGGAGAACUUUGGAUUUGGUCGCCUGGAGCCCGUGGAACUUUACACCACCUCACGGAAGGGCCAAAAAAAUGACCUGCAGGCAGUAGCCCUGACUCUCCUGGAAGUGUAUUGCGCCGGCACCUUCACCUCCACCACCAAAUACCCCAUCGGGCCCCUGACGCGCACCUCACUGGAGCGGCUGCUGUUUGAGACUUACCGCGGCGACGUGGCGGCAUUUCGACUGUAUUGUGCAGCUGAUCCGUCAUUGAGCCGUCUGGUGGCCUUUCUGGAUGAGGGCCGCCGAUCGGGCUGGGAGUUGAUUGCGGAGCUGCUUAGGGGCCAUUGGGGCGCUACUGCGCUGCUGCACCAACCGUUUUUUCAUAUGUUGAAUUCACGUUAGAUGCGGAUGCAAAGGUGAGCGAAGGAAGGCCUUAUGGGUUUUGGUAUGCAGGGCUGCGUUGAAGCUGGCGUGGAGGAUUUGAGAUGUUUGGGCUUUUCGGGGAUGUCUGUCUGGUAUCUGCGGUGUGUGUGUGUGUGUGUGUGUAUGCUUGUGAUGUUUGGGGGCCUUGGCUGUCGGAUGCAUGGGGUUUGAAAUUUCGAAUUUGAAUUGUGGUGUUGGUUUGGAUUCGGAUCACAAACAAUCCCUUCUGAUUAAAAAGGAUGCAAACCUCUUUUGCACUGUAAUGUAUGCAUGCA
Molecule: messenger RNA, 1682 nt
Organism: Volvox carteri f. nagariensis
Lineage: Eukaryota; Viridiplantae; Chlorophyta; Chlorophyceae; Chlamydomonadales; Volvocaceae
Exons: 8
Coding region: 100-1386 (428 amino acids)
Biological process (GO): protein phosphorylation
Cellular component (GO): chloroplast
Molecular function (GO): protein kinase activity; ATP binding
Source: RefSeq, a predicted model, not a curated record